This is a messenger RNA of Purpureocillium takamizusanense, 873 nucleotides long. RefSeq lists its product as uncharacterized. Lineage: Eukaryota; Fungi; Ascomycota; Sordariomycetes; Hypocreales; Ophiocordycipitaceae. The transcript has a single exon. The coding region runs from base 103 to 735 and encodes 210 amino acids. The record is from RefSeq and is a predicted model, not a curated record.
CGGACGGGAAGGGUGGGGCCCGCCCAACGAAUUGCCUGCACCGCGGCGCCCGAAAUCAUCUUCUGGACGUCCAACAUACUCCCAUCUACAUCCACAGCGACGAUGUCAACCACCACAGGCAGCAGAAGCUCCAAAAAGCGCAAAGAAGCAACGGACGUAGCCAACGCACCAAAGGCGCCCAAAAAGCGGCGUUCGCAGGGCCCCGAACCGACCAAGUCUCCCCUCAUUGGGCCGCACGAAUCGAUCAUAUUCGAGCUGCAGCCCAAGUACGAUAUCCUUGUCGCGUCCGUGAUAUCCUCGACGCAGAUCCGCAAGCGCAUCAGCCAGGCCACGGAGCACGUUGGCGCGCCGUCGGAGAAGCCGCGCAUCGUCUUGUUCCACGCGCGGCCCGCAGAGGUGUGCAAGCUGGUUACCAUCGUUGAACACUGCAAGCGGGUCCUCAGCGACCAAGGAAGGGUCUGGUUCCAGUACAACGAACUGUUCGAAAUGCCACCCGGCACCGGGAGGUCGAAGAAAACGGCGGAUACGGUGGAGGAGACGGUCCUGGAUAAGGACGGCGACGAGGGCGAUUCGGAGGAGGGCGAAUUUGAAACCAUGAAGAACACUCGAUUCGAGAAAGCCACCAUGGCGGCCCCGCCGCGGACUAUGAAAUCAUUGAGGGUAUUUUUCACGACAGAGUCGGUCCCGGAAUUAAGGAGCAAGAAGGGCGUGACAUUGCAGUCGGCCGAGUCUUGACGACGGAGAUGUUGGCUUGGGAACGGUCGCCGACAGGACUUACUCGGGCAACGAAGCAUGCAUGGGGGGCGUUCACGAUGGACUGAUGGUAGACAGACUAAAGCUAUGAUACCCAAGAGAAAUUGCAAUUCACGCUGA